GAGGAGAAGAGGAGGAUGAGGAAGAGUCGCAGUGUGCUGACAGUCACGCCUGAAGACGAGAACAAGGAUCUCCCAGCAUGCACCGGGGCCACUCUUGGUUCCGAGCUGCGCCGUCGCUACCGCCGUCACUCGGGGACGCCCACCUUGCCGCCGUUGUCAUGGCGACAUAUGGAGAGGACGCGGAGUCCUGAGGAAGACCUCGUGAGCCGGCCGACCUCGCUGCCCUUCAGUGACCCACCACGCAUUGACAUCACACCGGUACCACCUGAGAGUUUGGAGGUGGAGAACGGUCCGUGCAGUCCUGUGGAACUCCAGGUUUCUCCCGGUUCUGCUUUGCUUCUCCCUCAUGGUCAGCGCAGAGAGUCGUUCCUGUACCGCUCUGACAGCGACUACGAACUCUCGCCCAAAUCCACCUCACGCAACUCGUCCAUCAUGGGAGAACUACACGGUGAAGAUUUCAUUGUCACACCGUUCGCUCAGGUCCUCGCCAGUCUGCGUACGGUCAGGAGUAACUUCAGCGUUUUGACUAAUGUGCCUGGACCUUCCAGCAAGAGAUCUCCAGUUAGCAUGCAGCCUCCGUUAAACAGAGCGUCACUAUCAGAUGAGUCAUUUCAGAAGCUGGCCUUGGAGACCAUGGAGGAGCUGGACUGGUGCCUGGACCAGCUAGAGACCAUCCAGACACACCGCUCCGUCAGUGACAUGGCCUCCAACAAGUUCAAGAGGAUGCUGAACCGUGAGCUCACACACCUGUCGGAAAUGAGCCGCUCCGGGAACCAGGUGUCUGAGUUCAUCUCCAACACUUUCUUAGACAAACAGAAUGAACUGGAGAUCCUGUCGCCUCCGCCAAAGUCUCGGGAGAGGAAGAGGAAACAGCAACAACAGCCGCUCAUGACUCAGAUCAGCGGAAUGAGGAAGGUCGCACAUGGACCAGGCAUCUCCAGCAGCUGCAGCGUGGCCCGAUUUGGAGUCAAGACCGACCUGGAAGACCUGCUUGCAAAGGACUUGGAGAACAUCAACAAGUGGGGGUUGAAUAUCUUCAGGAUUGCAGAGCAUUCCCAUCAGCGCCCUCUCACCUGCGUCAUGUACGCCAUUUUACAGGAACGAGAUUUGAUGAAAACCUUCAAGAUCCCAAUGGACACUUUUGUGACCUACAUGAUGACCCUGGAGGACCACUACCACUCAGACGUGGCUUACCACAACAGCCUGCAUGCUGCUGACGUCGCACAGUCCACACACAUCCUCCUGUCCACCCCUGCUCUAGAGGCGGUUUUCACAGACUUGGAGAUUCUGGCAGCCAUCUUUGCAGCAGCGAUCCAUGACGUGGACCACCCGGGGGUCUCGAACCAGUUCCUGAUUAAUACCAACUCAGAACUGGCGCUCAUGUACAACGACGAAUCUGUUCUCGAGAACCAUCACUUGGCCGUAGGCUUUAAACUCCUACAAGGGGAAAACUGCGAUAUCUUCCAGAACCUGUCAAAGAAACAACGGCAGACUCUUCGGAGAAUGGUCAUCGAAAUGGUGCUAGCGACAGAUAUGUCCAAACACAUGAGCUUGUUGGCGGAUCUAAAGACCAUGGUGGAGACCAAGAAAGUGACCAGUUCAGGAGUGUUGCUGCUGGACAACUACACAGACAGGGUACAGGUUCUGCGCAAUAUGGUCCACUGCGCCGAUCUCAGCAACCCCACCAAGCCUUUGGAUCUUUACCGACAGUGGACAGAUCGCAUCAUGGAUGAGUUCUUCCACCAGGGUGACAGAGAGAGAGAGCGCGGCAUGGAGAUCAGCCCCAUGUGUGACAAGCACACCGCUUCUAUCGAGAAAUCCCAGGUGGGAUUCAUUGACUACAUUGUGCACCCUCUGUGGGAGACGUGGGCGGAUCUGGUGCACCCGGACGCCCAGGACAUCCUGGACACUCUGGAGGAGAACAGGAACUGGUACCAUAGCAUGAUCCCUCAGAGUCCGUCUCCUCCGUUCUACGAGGCAGAAGGAGACAAGUUCCAGUUUGACCUGACUUUGGAAAGUGAAGAUGGGGACAAUAUUCACCUUGAAGGACCUUCAGAAACAGCUGACAUGGACAUAGCUACUUCUUCCUCGCCAGCUGAGACGUAGCAGCCCACUAUGUUGGCCAUGUUGGUUUAUUCCCUGAAACGGAGAUCAGCGAAACUCCUCGAAAUGAAGAAGCUACUUGCAGACUUGACUAGUCCGGAGGCUCUUUUCGCAGAGUGUGAUCAGAAGGUGACGAUUCCUUGGAGCUGGUGUUUGUAGAACUCAACUAGCAAGUUCUCAAGUGAUUUGCUGGCACUGAAGCAGGAACUAAGCAGGUCCUGAAGCUCAAACGUAUCGCCAGUAUGGGAUGCCAUGAAGGAGAACUACUGACUCAUGAUCCGUAUGGAUUUACUUUAUUUUGUACCGCCGUGUCAAAGACACACUAGUUUUUUUGUUGUUGUUUUGUUUUAAACUAGUGUGUAUUUUGUAACAUUUGUUUAUAAUAAACACAGCAGAACCCACAUACACAUUGAACAUGAAGGAUUUUUUCUGCUGAAAACAAAACCAGUCUUAUUUGAACUGGGGAAACAAUGGUUUAUUGGAAAACCUGUAUGUUCACGAAGUACACAUUGGGGUUUUUAUUUUUCUUCAUAAGAGACAGUAUUCACUGUGUUAACCUUAAGUUGUUUUUUUAUUAUUGUUAUGGUUUUUAAAAAUGGUACACGUUUGCGUAUUGUAAAUAGAAGCGAAUGAACACACAAUGAAAGCACUUUAAUGCUGACACUGAAACCACUUUAGGAUGAGAAAACUAUCCAUAACGUAAAACAGCGAUGUUGCGUUACAUCCAAAACGAAAACUGCCCCCAUUUUAAACCAUCGCUCAAUGGUAAGCUUGCCAAAAUUUUUCAGUACAGCUGAUUUAAGAAAUUCAACACAAUAUGUCACGGUCAUGACAAUAAUCAUUGACGUCAAUGCACCUUGUUUCUCAGUAUAGUCAUGCACACACAGGAUGUGGUUUCAGAAAAAUGUCGCUACAUGUCGCACAUCCUGAAAUCAGGUUUAAAGCCCUUGCAGCUGGUUGGCAUUGUGGUCACAUGCAGCACACUUAAAGCCGCAAUGCUAGGAAGAACAAUUAUUCUCAUUUCUAAAAUUGUUUGCGAACUAACAACAGUAUGUUUCAAACAGCUCCCAUGUAGUAUUAACCAGCGAACAAAACAAUGAUCUCACUUCUUUUUUUUGUAUCAUUGCAGUGCUAAUGAGUAUUUACCCUCAACUUCCCUGGUGGAAUGUACACCAUUAUUCAUUACUUUGUUCUGUUGUAUUGCUGUAUUACUUUGUGAAUUGUAUUAUUUUAUUAAGUGACUAACUGUCCCACACUGUGACAUCAUGGUGUCCCCGUGUCACUUGCCAAAGAAUUUAUUAAACGUGAGGAGUUUUGGAAA
Messenger RNA from Ictalurus furcatus (blue catfish), 3424 nucleotides. RefSeq names its product phosphodiesterase 4B, cAMP-specific b (gene pde4bb). Gene Ontology annotation, biological process: signal transduction. Gene Ontology annotation, molecular function: 3',5'-cyclic-AMP phosphodiesterase activity; transmembrane transporter binding. Gene Ontology annotation, cellular component: perinuclear region of cytoplasm; nucleus; cytosol. The transcript is spliced from 16 exons. The coding region runs from base 16 to 2106 and encodes 696 amino acids. NCBI's taxonomy places the organism in Eukaryota, Metazoa, Chordata, Actinopteri, Siluriformes, Ictaluridae. The record is from RefSeq and is a predicted model, not a curated record.